This is a messenger RNA of Oldenlandia corymbosa var. corymbosa, 813 nucleotides long. NCBI's taxonomy places the organism in Eukaryota, Viridiplantae, Streptophyta, Magnoliopsida, Gentianales, Rubiaceae. The record is from the annotation of a GenBank genome assembly.
AUGUUCCUCAUCAAGCCCACCUCCGCCAGGGCCACCACCACCACCACCAACGCCCUCUCCACCACCAUUUCCAAUUCCCUUCCUCCCGUCGUCCUCCUCCUUCCCCACUCCAAAACCUCAGUUCCCCUCCCAAAACCCUCUUCUAAUUUCCCCCUUACAACCACCUUCAGGUCCUCCAAGCCCCUUUAUUCGUCCCCAAAGAUGAGUUGGCUCAGCAAAUUAGGCUUUGGGACUCGAACCCCUACUGAAUCCUCCAUGGACUCAUCUAUUGCUCAAGGUCCCGAUGACGAUACCCCUGCUCCGGGUCAGCAGUUCGCUCAAUUCGGAGCUGGGUGCUUUUGGGGCGUGGAAUUGGCCUUCCAGAGACUCCCCGGUGUUACCAAGACAGAGGUUGGGUACUCACAGGGUUAUCUGCACAAUCCAUCGUACGAGGACAUCUGUACCGGGACUACCAAUCAUUCUGAAGUUGUGAGAGUUCAUUAUGAUCCUAAAGAGUGUAGCUAUGAGAGUUUGCUUGAUUGUUUCUGGGAUCGCCAUGACCCCACCACUCUCAAUCGCCAGGGUAAUGAUGUUGGAACUCAAUACAGAUCGGGAAUUUACUUUUACACCCCAGAACAAGAGAAAGCUGCACUUGAAUCAAAAGAGCGCCAACAGAAGCUUUUGAACAGGAAGAUUGUUACUGAGAUUUUGCCUGCAAAGAAAUUCUACAGAGCUGAGGAGUAUCACCAGCAGUACCUUGAGAAAGGUGGUCGGUUUGGUUUCAGGCAAUCUGCUGCUAAAGGAUGCAACGAUCCAAUUAGAUGCUACGGUUGA